This is a messenger RNA of Camellia sinensis, 1493 nucleotides long. Its product is annotated as zinc finger (C3HC4-type RING finger) family protein. Lineage: Eukaryota; Viridiplantae; Streptophyta; Magnoliopsida; Ericales; Theaceae. Gene Ontology annotation, molecular function: metal ion binding; glycosyltransferase activity. The record is from RefSeq and is a predicted model, not a curated record. Gene Ontology annotation, cellular component: cytoplasm.
CGUUGUAUCCGAAACAUUCAAAAAAUUCGACCGUUGUAACCAUAACCAUUUUACAGAAAAAGAAGGCCUUUUCUUCAAAGAAAAACCUAAACAGAACAGAACUCAAAAAUGGUGAGUGAAGAACCAAAACAAACCCCCCAAAACCCAAAACAUAUACUUUCAAAAGAACCAGAGGGAGUCGAAAAUUGCGAGAAAGCUGAGAGUAUGUUGAGCCCUGGAUUUAGAUCAGUGGUUGCAAUGGCCGGUUGGGACGAGGAGGCGCUUGUGAUCGCAAGUCUCGUCGUCGAAGACACGCCCGAUAGGGAUUCGAAACACCAGAAGCGAUCCGAUCCCCUGUUUAAGUCUCCACUCACAAAUUCAAGAAGGAAACGGAGGGCUCAGAGGAGGAGUCCAAUUUCAAUGGCCGUGCCUGUUCUUGACCUUGAUGAAGAACAAACAUCAAGAGAAGAGGCAGAGAGCGAGAAGAAUAAGGCGAGAUCGAAAACUAAAUCAAAAGAAGAGAAGAAGAAAAUGAGAGAGGAUGAAUUGCCUGAAAAGGGCAUUGGUGUUUCUUGCUCAAGCUCGAGUCUGCCGUGUAUGGAUCGACUUAGGGAAGAGCUUUCUUGUGCGAUCUGUUUGGAGAUCUGCUUCGAACCCAGCACCACUCCUUGUGGACACAGUUUUUGUAAGAAAUGUUUGCGAUCAGCCGCUGACAAAUGCGGGAAACGAUGCCCAAAGUGCAGGCAGCUAAUCGGCAAUGGAAGAUCGUGCACGGUGAACACAGUCCUUUGGAACACUAUACAGCUUCUGUUUCCACAAGAAGUCGAAGCAAGGAAGGCAGCAGGAGGCCUCAAUCACCGAGAAUCUGAGCAUCAAAGCUCUGAAAGACGAAGCUAUUAUAAUGUGAGGAACCGGAGUAUUCAAGCCUUAAAUAGUCCAGAACCCGAAAAUUCACAUGGUUUGAGGAUUCAAAGUGUUCGAUCUUUGGGGACAUCAAGCAGAGGAAAUGACAGAGGGAGACGGAUAAGGGGAGGGCCGAGCCAAGAUGAGGAUGCUGCAUUGGCUCUGAGGUUGCAGAGAGAAGAGUUCAUGGAGGCUUUUAGGGGAUCUGAUGAGCAAUUUAGUAGAAGCUCUUUUAACUCAGCUAGAGCAAACUUGAGGGCCAUGGCAUCUAGGGCUGUUGACAUUAGGAUUAGACGAGGCCGGCCAACAUAGAUAGACUCUUCUUGUCUUGCUUAUUAUGUUUUGAAUCUUCAUUUAACUGGAUAUUGUUUUACAUUCACCCAUUUCAUGAUGGUGACGACACAUGAGAGAAAUAUUUGUAGCUUAUAAGAAGUUAAGUUACACAUUAGGUUUCCCAUUUCAUGAUUUUGUUGUGCCUUUCUGGUUCUAGUUGAUUCUUUUACCCUUGCGUUUGAAUUUCUUAUUGCCUUAGUUGAUUCUUAUUGUAUUGGGAUACAUAUCAAUAUUGAUGAAUAAUAUUGGCAAUGGAAGACCAAAAUUUUGAUUUGUAA